Messenger RNA from Hansenula anomala, 861 nucleotides. RefSeq lists its product as uncharacterized. Lineage: Eukaryota; Fungi; Ascomycota; Saccharomycetes; Phaffomycetales; Wickerhamomycetaceae. Gene Ontology annotation, biological process: fungal-type cell wall organization. The transcript has a single exon. Bases 1 to 807 code for a protein of 268 amino acids. Gene Ontology annotation, cellular component: fungal-type cell wall. The record is from RefSeq and is a predicted model, not a curated record. Gene Ontology annotation, molecular function: structural constituent of cell wall.
AUGAAAUUCUUAACCAUCUUAUCAGCUUUCUCAUCAGUCGCUUUAGCUCAAUAUUUAAACACAACUUCCUCUGCUGCUUCAAGUAGUGAAGCUGUUGAUGUUACCACAAUCACUAAAGAUACAGUUGUUACUGAAUUCACCACCUAUUGUCCAUACCCAACCACAAUUGUCACCAAUAACAAGACCAUUACUGUUGACCAUGCCACAACUUUAACCAUUACUGAUUGUCCAUGUUCAAUUAAAACAACAAUCACCACUUCAGGUUCAAUUCCUCCAGAAGAAACAACUGCUGCUCCUUCUGAAUCAGGUCAUGAAGAACCAGGUCACACUACAACUAUCUCCAAAGACACUGUUGUCACUGAAUUUACAACUUAUUGUCCAGAAGCUACUACAAUUGUUACAAAUGGUAAAACCUAUACAGCUACUGGAGCAACAACUUUAACUAUUACUGAUUGUCCAUGUACUGUUCCAACUCAUACUGUUGUUACAAAUACCCCAGGUACUCCAGGUACCCCAGCUGCUCCAACUGGAACUACUGCUCCAUCAACUGCCCCAUCUCAAGGCACUACUGAAGGGACAUCUCCAGCUCCAGCUCCUUCACACGGUACUUCCCAAGCUCCAAGUGGAACCACCACUCAAGCUCCAGCUGGUUCUUCAACCACUUUACAAACUUCAGCUACUGUCCCAGGUUCAAGUUCUGGUCCAGCUUCUGUUGAAAUUCAAAGUUCAAAUGGUGCUGGCUCUUUACAAAAAGCUAUUGGUGGUUCAAUCGCUGGUUUGAUUGCUGCUGUUGCUUAUCUAUUCUAAGUGAUUUAGCAACUUCAAUUUUAAUUAAUUAAUUUCGGUUUUUAUCUAUUCAGG